GGCCUCCGCGCGCAGCGUGGAUCGCGGCCGGAGCCGCCAUUGUUCCGCCGGGGGAGGACAGCGGGUCCUGGCGCUGGCGCCCCGACGCCGCUUAGCGGCCGCCUCUGGAGACACUCUGUCCCCGCCGCCCCGUGUCCUCCUGGUGGCGGCGGCGUGAGGCCGGCUGCGGAGACUGGGAACCUUUGGCUCUCCCCGUGGCGGCGGCGGCCCUCUAUCCCCUACUCCGGCGUGAGGGUUGGCCGCGAUGCGCUCGGCCUGAGGUGUCGCGGCCCUGUCGCCUCCCACGACUGUUCCAGCGGCGGCUCCGCUCCCCGGCGUCAUCCCGCGAGUCUCUCUGACGGGAGGGAAGAUGGCUGCACGAAGCUGGCAGGACGAGCUGGCCCAGCAGGCCGAGGAGGGCUCUGCCCGGCUGCGGGAGUUGCUCUCGGUCGGCCUAGGUUUUCUGCGCACGGAGUUGGGCCUCGACCUGGGGCUAGAGCCGAAGCGGUACCCGGGCUGGGUGAUCCUGGUGGGCACCGGCGCUCUCGGGCUGCUCCUGCUCUUCCUUCUAGGUUACGGCUGGGCCGCGGCUUGCGCCGGCGCCCGCAAGAAGCGAAGGAGCCCGCCCCGCAAACGGGAGGAGGCGGCCCCGCCGACUCCGGCCCCCGACGACCUAGCCCAGCUGAAGAAUCUCAGAAGCGAGGAGCAAAAGAAGAAGAACCGGAAGAAGCUUCCUGAAAAGCCCAAACCAAAUGGACGGACUGUUGAAGUACCCGAGGAUGAAGUUGUUAGAAAUCCCCGAAGUAUAACUGCAAAACAAGCACCAGAGACAGACAAGAAAAAUGAAAAGUCAAAGAAAAAUAAGAAGAAAUCAAAGUCAGAUGCUAAAGCAGUGCAAAACAGUUCACGCCAUGAUGGAAAGGAAGUUGAUGAAGGAGCCUGGGAAACUAAAAUUAGUCACAGAGAGAAACGACAACAGCGUAAACGUGAUAAAGUGCUGACUGAUUCUGGUUCAUUGGAUUCAACUAUCCCUGGGAUAGAAAAUAUCAUCACAGUUACCACCGAGCAACUUACAACUGCAUCAUUUCCUGUUGGUUCCAAGAAGAAUAAAGUGGAUAAAACAUUGAUUAAAUGGAAUAUUUAUCACCAUUCUGCAUGUUGGGCACUUUCAUUCCAAGAUGAAACAAGCAUGUUCUGGUGAUUCUCAUCUAAAUGUUCAAGUUAGCAACUUUAAGUCUGGAAAAGGAGAUUCUACACUGCAGGUUUCUUCAAGGCUGAAUGAAAAUCUUACUGUCAAUGGAGGAGGCUGGAGUGAAAAGUCUGUAAAACUCUCCUCACAAUUGAGUGAGGAGAAGUGGAACUCUGUCCCACCUGCUUCUGCAGGCAAGAGGAAAACAGAGCCAUCGGCUUGGACUCAAGACACUGGUGACACUAAUGCAAAUGGGAAAGACUGGGGAAGGAAUUGGAGUGAUCGCUCAAUAUUUUCUGGCAUUGCUGCUUGGUCUAGUGUGGCUAGGGGGAUGAGUGCCUCUCAACAGAACUCUGCUUCUUUUGCAUCUCUCACACUUAACUCUGCUGUCUCUGGAUCUACUGCUGAGCCAGUUUCUCAGUCUACCACUUCUGAUUAUCAGUGGGAUGUUAGCCGUAAUCAACCUUAUAUCGAUGAUGAAUGGUCUGGGUUAAAUGGUUUGUCUUCUGCUGACCCUAGCUCAGACUGGAAUGCACCAGCAGAGGAGUGGGGGAACUGGGUAGAUGAAGAUAGAGCUUCACUUCUGAAGUCCCAGGAACCAAUUUCUAAUGAUCAAAAGGUUUCAGAUGAUGAUAAAGAAAAAGGGGAGGGAGCUCUUCCAACUGGAAAAUCUAAAAAGAAAAAGAAGAAAAAGAAGAAGCAAGGGGAAGAUAACUCUCACACACAGGACACAGAAGACCUAGAAAAGGACACUAGAGAAGAGCUUCCAGUGAAUACCUCAAAAGCCCGACCAAAACAGGAGAAAGCUUGUUCCCUGAAGACCAUGAGCACUAGUGACCCAGCUGAAGUACUCAUCAAAAAUAGCCAGCCUGUCAAGACUCUUCCUCCUGCUAUCUCUGCCGAGCCAUCUAUUACCUUAUCAAAAGGUGACUCUGACAACAGCUCUUCCCAAGUGCCACCGAUGUUACAAGACACAGACAAGCCCAAGUCAAAUGCUAAGCAAAACAGUGUGCCUCCCUCACAGACCAAGUCUGAAACUAACUGGGAAUCUCCAAAACAAAUAAAAAAGAAGAAAAAGGCCAGACGGGAAACGUGAAUUUUUUUUUCCUGAAUUGGACAUGUGUUUACAAACACUGUCUUGAAGAUUAUGCUGUUUAUGCAAUAAUUUGUGAACAUGUACAGAGUUUUAUAUAAAUUUAAACCAAUUUUUAAAACAAAACUGAACACAACCACCAUAAAAUGGAAUCAAAGGAAAGUUAAUUUAUGAAAUAAAGAGGUCAACAGAAUACACAGUGCUGGAAGACACUUGGGAGAGUCUUUUCAAUUGAACGAGAAUGAUCGUAAUUUAAGACUAUUAUCCUGGUUUUACAACAGUUACCUGUUUACAACAGACUGUGCCCUGUCUCCUCUGCAGCUGAGGAAUAAUGAAUGGAUUCUGAUUAGAGAGAAGGCUGCCGUGAGGCCAGUAGGCAAGUCCUUGGAUCUUAUGCACGACCUUAGACCAUUUGAAUCUGUUUUAUGCUUAAAUCAAAGUGCUUUGAUCAAAUGUAUAAUCUGCCAUAUCUUUACAUAUUUGUUGUAGCAGUUUGUAUUAAAAGAAUCACAAGUGCAAAUUAAAAGGUCAUUUAUCAUUUAUUUAACUAAACUGUCUUGGUUUAGUUUACAGUUCUUUAAAAGUUCUAAAUUAAAACAUUAAAAAAUGCAAUUGACAGACACUUGUAUGACUUACAAAGUUAUUUUUGAUAGUCUUAACAUUACUUGAAUUAUUCAAAAUAACAGUAUAUUUUAAAUUAAGAAAGGUAAAUAUAUUAUUUGUUUGAUACAUUAAGACUGAGACUAACAAUGCUCUUGUUUAUGAUUUGAAAAGUUUUCAGGCAAAUCCAACUUAGUGUUUUUCCUUUCCCUAGCAAUUUUCCAGUGUCAACUCUUAGUUGCUAGUAAUUUUUUUACCUUAAAAAUGAAGUAAUUCGCAACUUUUGAGCAUAUGACGGAGAAUGCAAAAGUAGUCAGACAGCUUUAAUUGAUAUUGUGGAGACCUCCGGUUAUCAGGAAUACAUUUUUUUACUGCCUUAACCUCCUGUAGUGAGUAGAAUAUGCAUCAGUUUCUUGAAGGGGAUUCGUGUUUUUAUAAGAAUUUUCAUGUAACUAUUGCAAUUGUGGUUAAAAACAGAAAGGAACAUUUUCUGCUUGAAACUGUGUUGAUUUGAAUGACGUAUGAUCUGUCACCAUUUUCAGGCACUGUGUGAUCCCUAGGAAAGUGGCAGGCCUCUCUGUAACUGUUAAUAGUGCAUGCUCGGCCAUGUACACUGUAAAUAGCCUUUACCAAACGUGUUUGACAAGGACCAUAAUUAACAUCACUUUAGUAAAUUGUGAUUUUUUUAAAAAAAGCCAUGAUUUAUUGAUGUGAGUGGCUUGUUUUCAUGUGGCGCCAGAAAUGAACCUGUUUAAAAGCUAUAACCAAUGGUACUGAUCUAUCCAUUAAAUACUGUCCUUAAACUGUAGUUUAAUAGUAUUGUCAACUAGGAAAGCUAAAAUGGUUUUUGUUCUGUUGAAGACUGGCCUUAUUAAUGGACAGCUUUCCUCAGAAGUGAUUAACAACUUUUUUAUUGGGUGUUAACAUCUGUUUCAAGAACAUGGCAGUAUGUUUACAUGUCGUCAGAAGUUUUCUUUGAAUGGAAUUUCUAAAUUAAUUUACUUGUUUAAAUAAAUUCAGAACUGGGUAGCAUUGUUUUUAUUUGCUUCACUAUUGAGGUGAAUAAGAGCUGAUGUGCCACAAAUGGAGCCUUCAGAUGGCUGCUUUGAGCUUCGUGUUCCCUCAGGGGAUGCCAAGAUAUGUCUCAAGGAGAGAUUAAUGAGGGGUUUGUAAUUACAGAGUGUGCCAAGGUCAGUGCUCACAAGUUUAAUUGAACUCUCUCAACUCUACCUCACUGUUCCUUUUCCUUAUAAUUCUCUGGGCUAGGUCAAAUCAGAAACUUUAUUUUUCGGUUCAGUAUCUCCCGAUUCAAUCACUUGUAGGAGGUGGUAACUACACUUAGCAGUAAGAAUAUCACCUUUUUGAAGAGAUGUGUAUUAUGGGAGUGGAAGCACAGCGAUACACUGGGUAGGUCAGUGUGGAAGUCGCCUCUGUGCCUUCCUUCUCGCUGGCUUGUGAGCCAGGCCCCCCUCCCCCCCAACCCCCACGCCGGUAGAAGGAGGCAGGUAUAUGAGUCAAAAUCCAGUUCUCUUAAAAUCGUUGCUCUUUACCUCUCUAUAGAUCUUUGUGUGGCAGGGCAGUGAUUUUUUUUUUUUUUUUUUUGUCACUGAACAGAGGAACUGGCUUCUGUCAUCAACUCAGAAAACUCUGAUGCCACCUGUUUCCCUGAAAUAGGCUCUCUGAAAAGCCUUUCUGUUGUGGAGCAGGGCGUGGCCAUGUCAGAGUUCUCCAACUGCAUUAUACCUAUACCCUAAAUUGAGAAACAAACAGUUGAGAGAGUCCAAAAAUAAAAGUUGAAAUAUCAUUGAUGUAAUUACCAUGUUUCAUUUGUGCAUGCAUUUUAUUGGGGAUGGGAGGUUGGAAUAAUUUAUCCAAAUCUAAUGGUAUUAUUUCAUAGGCUAAUCCAGUUUGUAUUUGAGUUAAAGAUCCCAGAGUGUAGUAAUUAAUUGCAGCGUUUGGUUUUUCUUAAUUAAAAGUAGUCCUCUAUUAAUAUAGUGUGAAAUAUCAAAAUUUAGGAUUUAAGUUUAAGGUCUAAUGGCUAUUUUAAAGUUUUUCUGUAAAUUCUUUGCACAAACUAGAAUUGGAAUUGCUUUCAAAAGACUUGGGGAAUGAAAAUAUGUCAUGUGUAAGAUGCACUGAGUGUUGUAAAUAAAACAGACCAUUUUUGUUUUGUUUAAA
Molecule: messenger RNA, 5039 nt
Organism: Mus musculus (house mouse)
Lineage: Eukaryota; Metazoa; Chordata; Mammalia; Rodentia; Muridae
Gene: Mtdh
Product: metadherin
Exons: 14
Coding region: 1158-2264 (368 amino acids)
Biological process (GO): positive regulation of phosphatidylinositol 3-kinase/protein kinase B signal transduction; lipopolysaccharide-mediated signaling pathway; positive regulation of angiogenesis
Cellular component (GO): nuclear membrane; endoplasmic reticulum membrane; bicellular tight junction
Molecular function (GO): transcription coactivator activity; RNA polymerase II-specific DNA-binding transcription factor binding; NF-kappaB binding
Source: RefSeq, a predicted model, not a curated record